Molecule: messenger RNA, 3397 nt
Organism: Archocentrus centrarchus (flier cichlid)
Lineage: Eukaryota; Metazoa; Chordata; Actinopteri; Cichliformes; Cichlidae
Gene: fkbp4
Product: FKBP prolyl isomerase 4
Exons: 11
Coding region: 363-1727 (454 amino acids)
Molecular function (GO): peptidyl-prolyl cis-trans isomerase activity; protein binding
Source: RefSeq, a predicted model, not a curated record
UUCUUCGCGGGUUCAUCCCCCUGGUACCUCCUAGACUGUCUAGAAAGUUCUCUGCCCUUCUUUAAGCGUCUGUGAGAUGCCAGAUUGCAGGACAACGUGGACUGGAGGCAACACUGCACAAAUCUUACAUUAUUAGCUGAUAGAAGCGUAACUGGUGCACAAGGAUAGAAAAGAUCCAGCGUAUCUAGUUGGAAGCUGUGUGUUAUUCUCGAGAAAGUUAAGCUAGCUAGUAUUGACGUUAGUCAGGUUGUUGCUUGCAGCAGUUGGUCUGAGGAGUAGUAAGGGCUUAAGCCACCAUAUCUAUUAGCCAGUGUUAGUUUGGAUUGUGGUGCAAGUCAGGGAAGAAGGGGCAGAUCCGCUUCAUGACGAUGACCGCAGAGGAGCAGACAAGUGAAGUACAACACACAGUCCCACUGGAGGGAGAGGAUAUCACACCAAAGAAAGAUGGGGGUGUUUUAAAGGUGGUUAAAAGGGAAGGCACGGGCACAGAACAGCCCAUGACUGGCGACAAAGUGUUUGUGCAUUAUGUGGGCACACUUCUGGACGGGACUCAUUUUGACUCCAGUAGAGACCGAGGAGAGAAGUUUUCCUUCGAGUUGGGCAAAGGACAAGUAAUAAAAGCAUGGGACGUUGGUGUAGCCACAAUGAAAAUUGGGGAGUUGUGCCAGCUCAUCUGUAAGCCGGAGUAUGCUUAUGGAUCUGCAGGCAGCCCACCCAAGAUACCCCCCAAUGCCACUCUUGUUUUUGAGGUGGAACUGUUUGAAUUUCAAGGGGAGGACAUAACUGAAGAUGAGGAUGGAGGAAUCAUCCGACGCAUUAUCACUAAAGGAGAGGGAUAUUCCAAACCUAAUGAAGGAGCUGCUGUUGAAGUAACUGUGCAGGGUACCUGCAAUGAACGUGUAUUUGACGAGAGAGAGUUGAAGUUUGAGAUUGGAGAUGGUGAGAGUUUUAAUUUGCCAGCUGGAGUGGAGAAGGCUAUCAUGGCUAUGGAACAGGGAGAGGAGGCGCUCUUCACCAUUAAGCCUAAAUAUGGUUUCGGGAGUGCAGGAAAUGUGCAGUUCAACAUUCCUGGUGGAGCAACACUGCAGUACAAGAUCAAACUAGCAGCCUUUGAGAAGGCAAAGGAAUCAUGGGAAAUGAACACAACAGAAAAGCUGGAGCAGAGCAGCAUUGUCAAAGAAAAGGGAACACAGUAUUUUAAGGAGGGAAGAUACAAGCAUGCGUCUGUGCAGUACAAAAGGAUUGUGUCAUGGCUGGAACAUGAAUCUGGUUUGUCAGAAGAGGAUGAAAAGAAAGCAAAAGCACUGCAGCUAGCUGCACACCUGAACUUGGCCAUGUGCUACCUUAAACUACAGGAGCCAAAUAAAGCCCUAGAACACUGUGACAAGGCUCUGGAGUUGGACGCAUCCAGUGAGAAGGCGUUGUUCCGAAGGGGAGAGGCGCUGUUCGGAAUGAACGAGUUUGAGAGGGCAAGAGAUGAUUUCCAAAAAGUCGUUCAGCUGUAUCCUGCCAACAAGGCUGCCAAGAACCAGGUGCUGCUUUGUCAGAAACGUAUAAAGGAGCAGCACGAGAAGGACAAACGCAUCUAUGCCAACAUGUUCCAGAAGUUUGCAGAGAGGGAUUCAAAGAAAAAAACAGAGAAGAAGAGUGAGAGCAUGGAAAACGGCGAAGAUGCAAUGGAGGUUGAGAACGCAGAAAAGGAAGCUGUAGGUGAAGCAAAAGCAUAGAUAAAGAUGCAGCUUUUUUUUUUUUUUUUUUUUUUUUUCUCUCCCCCCUGCUCUGCAGUUUAUCUGUACUUCAGACUUUUGUAACUCUGGCAAUUUGUGUUUUAAGGUGUGAUUGUGUAUGUGUGAGAAUGAUUAUGUCAUCGAGAGCACUGACCUCGGGUACGCCCUUGCUGGCUUUCUUUAUGUUGGGGCUUUUUGCUGUGGCAGCUAGCCAAGUGUGGGGUGAGGCAUCCUUCGCUGAUAGCACUGUGGGACGUGGAUUUAAGUGACUUGUAUGCCACAGUCCUCCCUCCCCCUCCCGUGAACCCCUUCACCCCCUCAACUUUGACCUGUGCAUGGUUUCACAACAGUUUGGGUAGGAAAAAAGUGCGUCCCAAAGUGUUAAGUGCAGUUUCAAAACCUUCACCCAUCAAGGGCUAGACCAUCCCCACCUUGCACUACCUUCUGUCUAACCCACCCCAUGUUUUUGCUACCCAUCCAAGCCUCUUCAUGGGCCUACUGAUCAAUUACUGGUGUGUUGGCUUUUUGCAUAAACCCAAUGUGUUUUCAAUGUUAGUGCCUAUGUCCCAAAGUAUGUAUGUAGCAGCACUGUCGAUAGGUGGAAUAAUAAGAUGUUGGCGUGAAAUAGCUGUCAGACUUGGAGCUUUUCUUUCAAUUUUAAACGGCGCUCACUUAUAACCCCUAGGGUACAGGACUGUUCACUUUUGCUUUGGAAAGGACUUUGUAAUUUUAUUUUAUUUUUUUCCUAGUGUUGUUCUUGUGAUUUCUGUAUUGUUCUCAAACUACAAAUACAACAGUUUACUUAACUGGAAUAUGUGCAUUUUAAAGCAGCUACAGUAGAAAGGACCUGAAUUAGCUUCUCAUGGACACUCAAGUAUUAAGCAGUUACAUCUUAGUCUUACCGUAAUUUACUGUAAAAAUAAAUAAAAGUAAUUGUAUGAAAGUGUACAUAUAAAACUUAUCAGAUACAGGUUCAGAUUGUGCACCUGAGGAUGAGUGAACUCCUUUUCAUUUUAGUCAGAAAGGGGUUGGAAAAACCAAAUGAGAGGGGCGUUUUGAAACAUGGCUGUGGGUUGCAUGCAGAGCUUAUGUGUCGGGGAAAGUUACUGCUUGUUCUGUCCUGACAGAAGGAUUUAAUAAACAAUGGAUACAACUCAACUGUGUGUGAUAUUUUUGAUUUGUACAUGCUUUUCGCACAGUUUUCAGUGAUCACAUGAGGAACACUGAGAACUGGUAAAGUUUGCAUUGACACUGUGCAAAAUAAGGAAUCUGCUGACAGUGUUGUCACGGCUGAGGAGGAGGAGGACUGAGCUGGGCUGGUGCUUUAUGAUGUGGAACUUGUUUAUACUUAUUAAAAGAAAUUCAUGUCAUUUUAAAUUCUUGAACGUCUUUAAAAGCUUUAAUGUUGAGUCUUGCUUCAGUUGAUGAACUGGCCAUUUAAGCUGUAACGAGGUUGAUUUGUAAUAUUUGCUAUUUGUAUUGCACAUUAAAUGAACUUGGGGUUUGCACUGUUUGUCAAAGUAAGCUAGUGCAAAACAAUGUGUGGUGUGGAACUGUAAAUGAAAUGCUUUUAUUAUUUCAUAUUGUGUUUUAAUGAAACAACGUUGAGUAAGAGCUGGAUGUGUUUUCUCUCCAUGGGAGAAAUAUUAAAUUCACUGUCCAAAAUACCA